This is a messenger RNA of Loxodonta africana (African savanna elephant), 2987 nucleotides long. RefSeq names its product succinate receptor 1 (gene SUCNR1). Gene Ontology annotation, cellular component: plasma membrane. Gene Ontology annotation, biological process: G protein-coupled receptor signaling pathway. Bases 113 to 1099 code for a protein of 328 amino acids. Lineage: Eukaryota; Metazoa; Chordata; Mammalia; Proboscidea; Elephantidae. The transcript is spliced from 2 exons. The record is from RefSeq and is a predicted model, not a curated record. Gene Ontology annotation, molecular function: G protein-coupled receptor activity.
GUGAAAUGCAAAUCAGAUUGCAGGAACCCCGUCCAGCUGCACCGCACUGGGUCAGAAGCUACACCAAGCUGCUUGCUGAGUUUCUGGCAAGGGACCAGGGCCUUCCAGCAGAAUGGGAAGCUAUAAUGCAAUUCAUGUCGUCCAGGCAUGGAAUGCAACUUGCGAUAACUGGCUGACAGCAAAGACUGCCCUGGAAAAGUACUACCUUUCCGUUUUUUAUGCGGCCGAGUUCCUUGUGGGAAUGCUUGGAAACACUACUGUGGUUUUUGGCUACAUAUUCUGCCUGAAGAACUGGAGUAGCAGCAACGUCUAUCUCUUUAACCUCUCUAUUUCUGACUUGGCUUUUUUGUGCACCCUUCCAAUGCUGAUAAGAAAUUACGCCAGUGAAGACUGGGUGUAUGGGCAAAUACUCUGCAUAUGUAACCGAUACCUUCUGCAUGCCAACCUCUACACCAGCAUCCUCUUCCUCACUUUCAUCAGCAUCGACCGAUACCUGCUCAUGAAGCAUCCUUUCAGGCAACACCUUCUGCAAAAGAAGGAGUUUGCCAUUUUAAUCUCCUUGGCCAUCUGGGUUUUGGUAACCCUAGAGCUACUGCCCAUACUUAUCUUUAUAAACCCUUAUAAAACUGACAAUAGCACCAGGUGUGAAGACUAUGCCAGUUCUGGGAACCCCGAAUACAGCAUCAUUUUCAGCUUGUGUCUGACAUUCAUGGGGUUCCUCAUUCCUCUUUCCGUGAUGUGCUUCUUUUAUUUCAAGAUUGCUGUCUUCCUAAAGCAGAGGAGCAGGGAGCGGGCUACCACACUGCCUCUGGAAAGGCCUCUCAACUUAGUCAUCAUGGCGGUGAUCAUCUUCUCAGUGCUUUUCACUCCCUACCACAUCAUGAGGAAUGUGAGGAUUGCCUCCCGUCUGGAAAGCUGGAAUGGGUCCCAGUGCUCUAAGCACAUCAUCAAUGUCUUAUACAUUAUCACCCGACCUUUGGCUUUCCUGAACAGUGCCAUCAACCCUGUCUUCUAUUUCCUUAUGGGAGAUCACUUCAGGGAGAUGCUGAUAAGUAACCUGAGACAUCAAUUCAAGUUCCUGACAACCCUUAGAAGAUGAACCCCUUGGCUAAUGAUUUCAUUCUGACAAAAGUUGGUGCUGGUGAAACAGGCUGCUUUGCACGUGCCUCUGGGAGCCAGUUCGAGUCUGAUUUAGCUCAUAAACGUAAAUCAGAGAGGACCAUGAAGUUGUCUCUGAUUCAAAGAUAUAUACCCAGAGUAUGUGAAAAGAAGGGGAUGAGAAGAAUUUACCCCUUUCUUCACGUAAACAUUGAAAGUGAGAUAGAACCCCCACAGUGCUGUGUUCUUUACCUGGCUUCCUCCCCUACAGUGUUGUAUUGCAGAAUUGUUUCCUUUGCAUUUGAAUCCUCCUUUUGCUUGGAGGUUAUAUGUAAACCCCAUUGCACCCGUGUAGUGUGAUUAAGACUGUUGCUGAUGUAACUUGUAUGAACUCCCUACUCGUAAACCCUUUUAAAAGUAACCUACCUGCCCACCUUUGGCGAGCAGUCUUGGCAGCAGUAAGCAUCGACUGACUCCAUUUCCUUGUAAAAUGAAAUAAAGAUGCCAUUUUGUUCUCCCACCUCUCUCUCUCAUUUAUUAGCCAAUACAAGCCAAGUAAGAACCUGGGAUUCCCACCCAGUAACAUUUCUAGCUAGAUACUAGCCAUCUGUUUGGUUCCUGAGGGGGGUCAGAAAACAGAACAGCCCCGAUGUCUGGCACCACCAGGAGAUUUCUCCUAGAGACCUUGGAACAGCCCUGGAAGCUGAUGCCCAUGCCCCUGGGACCCAAACAAUGGCUCUGUGAGAGACAUGAAAUGCACCUGUGUUGUUUGGUAAGGGCUUAGGCAAGGCCUUAGAAGAGUCCCAAGAACAGGAGGAAUUGACCAUUGAAGGCAUUAGGAAUCUGAGGUUAUUUAGUAAGUAACGGUAAUUCCUAGGCCUUAGAAGAGUCCCAAGGAGCUGGAGGAACUGACCUCUGAGGGCACAGAAGUCUCAGGUACCUGUCAAGUUGGUGCACCAAAUCAGGUUGUGUGAGUGUGUGCAUGUAUCUAGAGAAUGGAGAAUGUUCAAGGGAUCCCGAAAUGCGGCCUGCUGAGAUGCAUCCUUAACAACUGGGAACAGAGACUUAGAAAAGACAUGGUUCUGGCUGCAUGCUUGUCUGCUUCUCACAUUUGCCUUUUUGAAUAUAUGACAAAUAAAACCUUCCUUUUUGCUUUCCUAAACUUUGUGGUGUUUUCACCCUAUGAGAGUUAGCUGUUGCAGGGGUUCUAAAACCAUGAAUCUAGUCAACCUUGAGGAGACAUGGACUGCGGAACAGAAGCCAGCAAAAAGAGAGGUCCUGUCUUCUGGACCCAAGCAUUCACACUCCAUGUCCCUUUGACACCCACUAGGUGAGUACUCUCGGAAAACGAGCCUUUGCUUAUUCUUUUUGUUCUUUUUCUCAUGUUUUCUGAAGUUUUGUUCAGCAUGUUUGUUUGAAAAACCGGUUGUUUGAUCAAGUAGAAUCUUUCUUAGAUUUUUCCUUGAUCUUUUCUUUUAAGAGUGAUAUCUGGUGAUCCUUGGUGAACCAAAGUUUAAGUCUGGAUUUGGGCGUUUGAAACAUUGAAGAGAUCGUUCUAUUUUCAAAGAACUCUGAGUCACCAUAAGCAGCAAAAAUUCAAGCACGGGUCCACCAGUAGAAACCAUUAGGGUGGUCGCCAGCACUCAUCAAGAGCAUUAAAGACUUCCAUGACAGGAUAAGGUGGUCGCAAGACAGGCGGGAGCACUAGGCUGCCUGCCACCCAUAAGAGAACGCUGGCACAAUGAAGGUACACGUUGGUCUAAGCGAAACACUGUCUAAACCCCCAGCCUUCCUCCUUAGGUUUCUUUUUGUGGCUCAAAGAAAACCUGGAAAAUAGUGUCCCGUUUGGCCAAAUUCACAGGGACAUGUGGUAGUCCCCUACCUGUUUG